UUUCUCUCGGUGGCCUAUAUAACAGAGGCCUGGGAAGUGGGAAGAGAGCGUUCUAGGGUUUAUCACUGUUCUGCAUGUCGCGAAAGGACCUCGGAAAUAAGUGAAGGGAGAUCUCUGCAAUAACCCUAAAUCUGGUUUUAACGAGAAUUCGAAGUUUGGGCUAGAGGUCGAACUCUUCUGUGUAGUGUGUUGAAUCUCGGUAUAGAACAACUGUGCAUGGCUACUGCCGAGCCAGCUUCAGCUUCUCUGGGCCCUCGAUAUGCACCUGAUGACCCAACUCUUCCAAAGCCAUGGAAAGGGUUGAUUGACGGAAGCACCGGCUUUCCAUACUUUUGGAAUCCUGAAACUAACAUCACUCAGUAUGAAAGACCUGCUAGUUUAACGCCACAAUUGCCACCCGUCCUCCCUUCCACAGCUUCUGUGCCAAAGCUGGCUCCCACACCCAUGGCCUGGACAAUGCAGGCCCAGCAACUGACUCAAUCCACACAUCAGCAGGGACAACAAAUGAUCCAAGUUGCACAACAGCCUGGACAAUUACUGCCAGAGCAGGCUGUCCAACAAAUCACUCAGACUCAACAGCAGGGUCCUCAAAUGGCACAAGCUGCACAAGAAACGUCACAAUUGGCUCAAACUGAACAGCAAGGUCAACUUAUGCAACCGCAGUUUAGGCAGCAGAUGUUACAGCUACCCUUGCAGCAGUUGCCUCCACAGAUGAUGCAGCAAAUGCCUCAACAACUGAGUCAGCAAACGCUGCAAAAUCAAGGGCAGCAAUUUUCACACCAGCAGUAUCAACAAAGUUCACUUUCACCAGGGCUUCAAAUUUCACAAUCGCAGGCACAACAGAUUGCACAUCAACAUGGACCACCGAUUCGACAGCAGCAGGCGCAGCCAAUCCCACAUCAACAGAUGCAGCCAUUCUCUCAUCAUCAAGGGCAGAGAAUGGGGUUUCCUCUUAGAGAGGAAACUGAAUUUCAACAAGGGAAGCAAAUUGCAUUUUUUCCAUCUCAUAUCCAGAACCCGCCUACUGGAUCAAAUUAUGUUCAGUUUCCACAUGUCGGCAUUCAGUCAGCUCAUGCACAACAAUUUGGUAAUUCUUCUGGCAGUACACAAACUGCAUCUUCUUUGGUUCAGAUUCAGCACACUGUAACUGAUCACGUGCACCAGAAACAAAUGGGUGGUUCCAUGGAGAAUCAGGUGGGGUCAACAAUGAUGCAUAGACAACAAUCUGGGGGACCUCCUUAUGCACUGAAAACAGGGUGUGAGAAUCCUCAUGAAUCUGGUGGACCUCGUUAUGGAAUGAGAAUGGGGUAUGAGGAUCCUCAUGGAAGAUCUGGCAAUGAAGUUUACAUUAAUGCCAACAAAGAAGAUCCAGUGAUGGUUCAUCAUAAGCCAAAGUUUGCUGCAGUCCCCAUGGCACAGAAUCAGCAGGUAUGCACAUCCGAUUCUAUUUGAUUUUUGCCUUGUGUCUUUUAGAGCUGGUUUGUAGUGAUGGAGGACUAAUGUACAAAUUUUAUUUGUUUGAGACUUCGAGUGUAGAAGUCUU
This is a messenger RNA of Telopea speciosissima, 1543 nucleotides long. Its product is annotated as DEAD-box ATP-dependent RNA helicase 40-like. Lineage: Eukaryota; Viridiplantae; Streptophyta; Magnoliopsida; Proteales; Proteaceae. The transcript has 2 exons. The record is from RefSeq and is a predicted model, not a curated record. Gene Ontology annotation, molecular function: protein binding. The coding region runs from base 217 to 1452 and encodes 411 amino acids.